AUGCGUGAAGAUGGCAUGCAUGAGAACCCCAUGGGGUACACUUGUGAAAAGCGUGCAAAAUACAUCCAGGAGGGAGAUGCUUGUAAGGCUGCCUUCCUUGAAUGCUGUCGCUACAUCAAAGGGAUCCGAGAUGAAAACCAACGGGAGAGCGAGUUGUUUCUGGCAAGAAGUGAUUUUGAAGAUGAAUUCUUUGGAGAGGACUACAUCAUCUCCAGGUCUGAUUUUCCUGAGAGCUGGCUUUGGCUAACAGAGGACUUGAACAAGCCGCCUAACAGUCAAGGGAUUUCAAGCAAGACACUACCUUUGUAUCUGAAGGAUUCCAUCACAACCUGGGAGGUGCUGGCUGUGAGCAUUGCACCCACCAAAGGGAUCUGCGUGGCUGAACCUUAUGAAAUAACAGUCAUGAAAGACUUCUUCAUUGAUCUUCGAGUGCCGUAUUCAGUAGUGAAGAAUGAGCAGGUGGAGAUUCGAGCUGUUUUGUACAACUAUGCUGACAAGGAUAUUUAUGUAAGUUUUGGGACUGUGAAAAGAGUGCGGGUCUAGAAAUUA
This is a messenger RNA of Notechis scutatus (mainland tiger snake), 549 nucleotides long. The record is from RefSeq and is a predicted model, not a curated record. NCBI's taxonomy places the organism in Eukaryota, Metazoa, Chordata, Lepidosauria, Squamata, Elapidae.